This is a messenger RNA of Salvelinus sp. IW2-2015, 2632 nucleotides long. The record is from RefSeq and is a predicted model, not a curated record. Lineage: Eukaryota; Metazoa; Chordata; Actinopteri; Salmoniformes; Salmonidae.
UAUCUCACUCCCUCCACUCCCUCUCUCACUCUCUCACUCUGUCUCUCUCUCACACACCCUCCCUGAGCUGCGAACUAGACCAGAUAGUCUCUCCAGGAUCCAGUUCCACAGCCUCAUUUCUCCACACACCAGCUCUGGGUGACAGCUCAGUAGGGGUGUCUGGGAAAUACAGCUUGCUGUAAGGGACGUCUCAGGGAGUUCUACUGACCAGAUACAGGUCACUUGAGCGACUGGCGUUGCACUGCAUCAGUUUACACAGCCCACUCACCCACAGGGAGGCACCGCACGCUCUCUGGCUGUACCCCGUUCCUGUCACUCUCCACACUACUUUUCCAGAGAGCCCGGAGAGCUGAGAAUGGGCAAAUCCGAAAGCCAAAUGGAUAUCAUGGAAAAAUCUACCAAACCAGGGAAGCGUCGUUGGACUGUUGCAGAGACUGGGCUGUCUGUGCUGUUGUUGCUGGUCAGCUGUGCCCUGGCUGGACUGAUAGUCCUCUACACAUCGGCUCUGAGAGAGCGGUCCAAUAGGAGCUCAGUCACUGAGGCCUGGAGCCUGGAGGACACUCUAGCCACCCUCAUCUCUCGUUACCACAAGAAGGUCCUGCUGGAUAUGUAUGUGUGGACUGAUGACCGUGACUCCCGGCGCCACAUCAUCUACAUUGACCAGCCAGGACUAGGAAUGCCAUCCAGAGAGUAUUACUUCAAUGAUGGAAACUACAAAAGGGUUCGAGAGGCCUACCUGCAGUUCAUGGUUUCCAUGGUGAGGAUUGCCCGGGAAGACAGGAACUUGACCCAGGAAGAUGAUCGUGUGGUGGAGGAGAUGGUGCAAGUGCUGGAGCUGGAAACAGAUAUCGCAAAUGCCACAUCCCCCGCAGAGGAUCGUCAAGAUGUCACGAUUCUCUACAAAAAGAUGACCCUGACUGAGCUGCAGGAGUCCUUCAAUCUCAACGGUUUUAACUGGACAAGGUUUGUGCGUGGUGUGUUGUCCAGCGUGGCUGUGAAGGUASAGCUGGAAGAGGAGGUGGUGGUCUAUAGCUCCCCUUACCUGGAGAAGAUGAACAAAGUGCUCUCCAAACACACUGUCAGAACCAUGCAGAACUACCUCACCUGGCAGGUUGUCAUGGAGAGAGUCAGCAGCCUUAGUCGCCGCUUCAAAGAUGCCAGGGCACACUAUAAAAAGGCCCUGUAUGGGACGACCAUAGAGGAGGCGCGGUGGAGAGACUGUGUGCGUUACGUCCAGGGCAGCAUGGAGAACGCAGUGGGGGCUCUGUAUGUGCGAGAGACCUUUGCUGGCGAGAGUAAACGCAUGGUUAGUGACCUCAUCAGUAAGAUCCAGGAAGCGUACGUGGAGACGCUAGAGGAGUUGAGCUGGAUGGAUGACCAGUCUAAGGAAAAAGCAAGAGAGAAGGCCAUGGCCAUUAAGGAGCAUAUUGGCUAUCCUGACCACAUUCUGGAAGAGAGCAAUCUGAAGCUUGACCAGGAGUAUGCCCAUCUGAACUUCAGUGAGGAGAACUACUUUGAGAACGUCCUUGAGAACCUGCAGGCUGAAGCACACAAGAGUUUGAAGAAGCUGAGAGAGCCGGUCGACCCGGAUAUGUGGAUCAUUGGUGCUGCUGUGGUCAAUGCUUUCUACUCACCAAACAGAAACCAGAUAGUAUGGCCUUCGGGGCUAUUUGAGCCAUACUUUCUGUCUGCUUUGACAGCCCAGGCCCUGAACUUGGGAGGAAUAGGGAUGGUCAUUGGACAUGAGAUCCACCAUGGAUUUGAUGACAAUGGUGAGGCAGCGGUAAAUUUUGAUAAGGAUGGUAACAUGCUUAACUGGUGGAGUAAUUAUUCUGCUGAGCACUUCAAGGACCAAUCACAAUGCAUGGUGCAACAAUAUGGCAACUUCAACUGGAAACUCGCAGGCGGACAAAAUGUCAGUGGAAUUAGCACUUUGGGGGAGAACAUCGCUGACAACGGAGGAGUUCGGCAAGCCUAUAAGGCCUACAUGAAGUGGAUGGAGAGAGAAGGUGAAGAGCAUCGUUUACCUGGUCUGGACAUGGACCACAAACAACUUUUCUUUCUUAACUUUGCCCAAGUAUGGUGUGGUGCCUAUCGGCCUGAAUAUGCCAGCCAGUCCAUCAAAACGGACUCCCACAGUCCCCUGGAAUACAGGGUGCUUGGCUCCCUACAGAAUUUUGGAGCAUUCUCAGAGGCAUUCCAGUGCAAACCGGGUACUCCCAUGAACCCUGAGAUAAAAUGUCGGGUGUGGUAGCCAGUUCCUGCCUUCUUCUACUCUUGUUAAUUAUUUCUUGACUGGGGCAACUGAACAAAAGAACAUGCUUAACAACCACAGAGGCAUCCUGCCUUAGAGUAUGUCUGAUAGAUUUACAUGGCAGAAGAUAACAUAGAUAUUUACACAAGUGUUUUAACAGUGUGUAAAUGCAGAAUACAGUUUAUAUAUGGACUGGAUGACUGACCAAACUACACCUUAGUAUCACCACUUGAAGCAGAUUAAAACUACGAUUAGACAGGAAAAACACUUGCAAGGAGUAUGUGCUUAUAUGGCUACUCAGCUUGAAGAUGUGGUCUGUGGGUGAACAGUUUUACUUGUGGUUUUGUUGUAUACACUCUCAGGAAAAAAGAUUCUGGU